Messenger RNA from Triplophysa rosa, 1719 nucleotides. It is a transcript of the gene rnf115a, whose product is annotated as ring finger protein 115a. NCBI's taxonomy places the organism in Eukaryota, Metazoa, Chordata, Actinopteri, Cypriniformes, Nemacheilidae. Gene Ontology annotation, biological process: positive regulation of DNA-templated transcription; ubiquitin-dependent protein catabolic process; protein ubiquitination. Bases 47 to 982 code for a protein of 311 amino acids. The record is from RefSeq and is a predicted model, not a curated record. Gene Ontology annotation, molecular function: ubiquitin protein ligase activity. The transcript is spliced from 9 exons. Gene Ontology annotation, cellular component: nucleoplasm; cytoplasm.
AGCGACGGCCAGCGCUGCUGCUGUUUGGGACAGUUUCACGGAAAAUAUGGCGGAGGCUGCGGCGAUUCCUCCGCAUCGCUUCUUCUGUCACUGUUGUAGGGGUGAAGUAAGCCCCAAACUGCCGGAGUAUAUAUGUCCCAGAUGUGACUCGGGCUUCAUCGAGGAGGUUACAGAAGACUCAAGUCUGCUGGACAGUAGUUCAAAUAACUUCGAUGACACGGCUUCACAUUUUGCUGAGCUAUGGCAGUUGUUGUUUGUGGAGAGGCCUUCGUUCAGUCUAGAUCUAGAAAGUCCUGACUCAGAGCGGAUCCCGGGAGGUGGUAGUGGCUCUGGGAGUCUUGGAGCGGGGUCAUUAGGCCGUAUCGUGCCAGGUGGGCUUGGUGGGCCCCUGGGGGACCCUUUAGGUGGAGGGGAAAACUGGGGUCCUGGUCGUCCUCCACGCCUGCACAGUCAAAGGAGGUUCCGAUCCAGAGGGACCAGUCGACCGGAUCGCUCUCCUGCCAUUGAGGGAAUAGUACAGCAGUUUCUCGCUGGUCUUUUUGCCAAUUCAGGAGUACCAGGAUCUCCUCCACUGUCAUGGACAGGCAUGUUGCACUCAAACCCAGGGGACUACGCCUGGGGACAGGGGGGUCUGGAUGCAGUCAUCACACAGUUAUUGGGUCAGAUUGAGAACACAGGUCCCCCUCCUGCUGAGAAAGAGAAAAUUUCCUCCCUUCCCACCAUCAUCAUCACUCAGGAACAGGCUGACUGCAAUAUGGAGUGCCCUGUAUGUAAGGAAGACUACACGGUCGGCGAGCCAGUCAGGCAGCUGCCCUGUAACCACAUCUUCCAUAGCGACUGCAUCGUGCCCUGGCUUGAAAUGCACGACACGUGUCCUGUGUGCAGGAAGAGCCUGAAUGAAGAUGAAAACGACACUCAGUCCCCAUCAGAGCCUUCCUCUCUAAACACUGAUCCCCGCACACCAGAGAGAUGGUCCUUCUGAGACACACAUACGCGUCCACCCGUCUCAGCCGAGCUUUGUGGCCCGCUGUUUGUCUAUUUUUUUUCUCCCUCUUGUUUGUUCAUUCUUUCUUAUCAUCCCAACAUACAUGACUACGGUUUGUUUACUACUUUUGUCUAACGCAGCCUUCUCAGUUGCGUCUGAUGUAUCCCGCUGUAUUUUGGUGUCUGCCCAAUAUUCUCCAAAAUAUUUUUUUGCAGCGUUUUGCCUAGCAUACCCUGUCCCGUUCCUACCCUGAAUGAACAAACAAUGGAAGAUGAGGGUAGGGUCAGGCUAUGGCAGAACAGCCCUCAGCUUGUAUUUAGAUUGUACAGUGUUAUGUUUCCCAUAGAGACAAACUGUACUCCCUGGAUAGCACCUCUUAUCAUUCAAUGUGAAUUUUUGUUGGGAUGGGGUGCCGUGUUUUUGCGGUUUAUGAAAGCCACUUUAUUCCCCAGGUCUCUCAUUCCUCACAUCCUUUAUUAUUUACUCCACGAGGUCAUAAGGUUUAGACAUUUUUUGCUUUCUUCCCUUCACCGCGGAUGUGUAAAUGUCACAAACCCAUCGGCCUCAUUCUGUUGUUUAAUUGCUGUAGACCAAUUUCGUUUCACUCUCAUUUCUAUUGCAAUGUUUUUUUCUAAUGUAAAUAAUUUUAGUUGGAAAACUCAUGUAAGGAAGACAAAAAAAAACAUUGAAAAUGACGAAUUGCUAAAUAUUAAAGUAUAUAUAAAUAUAUAUUA